AUGGGAACAUCAUUUGCAUUACCGCCAGGAAUUCAAGAUGAAUCUUUUGCGGAUUGCCAUGCGUGUGAUGGUGUCUUUCCGGAUAGCAGCAAUGUUCCGGUUGUAUUGACAGGAAUUAUGAUUCUGUGGUCAUAUGCAAAGGAAUUGCAAUGUUUUGCUUUAGUAUUGAUAGUGGGAUGUUUUAUAGAAACUGUAAAUUUUUUGGUGUGUUUAGUGCGUAACGCAGAAGGAAAUUGUUAUGCAUGA
Molecule: messenger RNA, 246 nt
Organism: Brugia pahangi
Lineage: Eukaryota; Metazoa; Nematoda; Chromadorea; Rhabditida; Onchocercidae
Source: the annotation of a GenBank genome assembly